Messenger RNA from Vicia faba (fava bean), 516 nucleotides. The record is from the annotation of a GenBank genome assembly. Lineage: Eukaryota; Viridiplantae; Streptophyta; Magnoliopsida; Fabales; Fabaceae.
AUGCUAUCUCUCUCUCUCUUCGUCUUCUCCUUCAAACCAAAGGAAAUCGCUCCGCCACGUCGGAGGCAGCGGAGCUCGUCCAAUCCCCAAAUCUAUUACAUCUUUACCUUUGUUAUAUUUGUCUUGAAGUCCUCCGUCUCCUCCAAUCAACACGUCCGAUGGCGCGACCUUAUUCAACUCCAUCGCUGCCAAUUGCUCUGUCUCGCUGGAGAACUCAAAAUUCUACCGCCUUCUCAUCAUCUAGUCUCCGUGAAUCAAGGGAUUUGCACCUAUGAUGUCUACUCUUUGCACCAAUAUCAAGAGCUAAGCAAGAAGAUGAGGAAGAGAGGUAGUUUGCAAUGGCUUACCUACCGGAGACACUCCGGUGGUGAUUCAACAAUGACAAAGGUGAGGAGACCAGAGGAGAAGCUUGUGAAGCCGAGAUAUUUGGAUGCAAUGAUGGCUGAAGAAAAGCUGACUCUUGAAGGAAGUCUGAGGAGACUCGAAAGAAUCGGAUUUCGGAGCAUGAAGAUGUGA